AUGCAGACCAAUUUGAAGCGAAAAGUAGACAGCGAUACCUCGAAGAUCUGUGUAUUAAAAGUUCGUUCGAUCGAUACUUCCACAUCCAAGAAGCGCUGCCCGACUCCGAAAUCCCUUGGAAAUUAUGACAAGAAAUGGUCAAACCAAGAGUCUGAGCUAUUCCCAGACAAUGGGCGUUUUCUGAUGACAGGCAGUGAUGGAACAAGGUCUUCAUCUGACUUAACUCGCCGAGCGUCUACCUCCGAAUUUAACAAUGGUUCAAGUUAUUGUCAACAAUACGCCUCGGCCUUGGAAAACCCAUCAACUACACGCUUCGACCCGAGACUCGAAGAUAAUAAUACCACCAACUAUCAACGACCAAGCAAUAUUCGGUUCAGCGGAUGCGAAGAAGAUAGAGUACAAAGAUUGUUCGUUUCGUUACACGAUUCUCUAUUUGAAUUUGAGACAGUAGUCAGAGAGGAUAUCAAUAAGGCUCAACAAAAAGGUAAUGACCAUCCAUCUCCCGAUAAUGUCAAGGAACAGCAAUCAGAAUUAGUUGCGGCGAUCCAACGGAUUAUGCUUCAGGAUGAACUCCCCACAUCGUCUGCCCUCGAAGACCUUUUGAAGGUGACUUGGACCGAUAGCCAAUCUGUCGAAAAUCAACUGCAAGGGAUCUCAUUGUCAUUACUGCAUGCAAGUCUUGUGUCGUCAUAUGUUUUCCAUUUUGUUCAAAAUAGGGAUGUCUUCAAUAAGCAACCCUGCGUGGCGGCAAUGAAAGUAGGAUUUGAAGUUUGCCGGCGAUUGGCAGACGAUCGAUAUUAUGGUCACGGCUAUGAAGCACUGAGAGAAUUUCAGUUGGAACUUUUGCACAACAAGGUUUGGAAAGAAGAGCUGUUCGAAGCCAGCCGCGAGAAGUUCUCUCGGGACCUCCUAAAGUUUAUCGAGCCUCUCACGAAAAUCUUCCGAGUCACCGAAUGUCCGCUCGCAGAACUAAGGGGUACCAUUGUCGAUUCGGCCCUGGAGCUGUGGUCAUACCUGCAAUGUCUCAGAGGAAAUCUUGAGCUGAUCAUACCAUCAAGAGGCGAUAUCUUCAACCCGAAAGAACAUGACGUUGUGGAUGCGUAUUCUUCUCGCAUGGAGCCCUGGAAAGCCACCAACAAGAAGGUUUUUCUGGUCAGGUCUCCGGGUCUUCGAUGGUGGCCCGAAAUCAGUGGUUGCGGGAAGCCGGUGGUGGCCUUAGUUCUGAAGGCCAGAGUAAUAUUUGAUUUGUAG
This is a messenger RNA of Glarea lozoyensis ATCC 20868, 1251 nucleotides long. RefSeq lists its product as uncharacterized. Bases 1 to 1251 code for a protein of 416 amino acids. NCBI's taxonomy places the organism in Eukaryota, Fungi, Ascomycota, Leotiomycetes, Helotiales, Helotiaceae. The transcript has 4 exons. The record is from RefSeq and is a predicted model, not a curated record.